AUGCUUUCCAGAUGGAGGGACUAUUUUGAAGAAGUACUCAACAGGGACACUCCAGAGUCAACACCACAAGAUGAACAUGAGGAGGAAGAAGAGAAGGACAUCUCGGUUGAUCCACCCACCACACAGGAAAUAAGGACUGCACUGAAGACGUUUCGGAAUGGGAGGGCCCCUGGAGCAGAUCAAAUAACUGCAGAAAUGUUAAAGGCAGACAUUGAUAAGAUCAGCCAGGAGUUGAAGCACGCCUUUGACCAGAUAUGGAAGGAGGAAAAGGUGCCCAAAGAAUGGACCAGAGGACUGAUCUGUAAAAUUCAAAGAGAGGAAAGAGCAGGCAGGUUUCCGGAGAGGGAGAGGGACUGUCAACCAGAUCUUCAUCCUCAGGAACAUCCUGGAACAAGUCAACGAGUGGAAUGCUACACUGUACAUCCAUUUUUGGACUUUGAGAAAGCUUUCGACUCGGUGCACAAAGACAGCAUUUGGGUCAUUAUGAAAAAAUAUGGAAUACCCAGAAAACUGAUUACGAUGGUCAAAGCCCUGCAUGACAAUUUUCAGUGUUCUGUGAUUGAUGACAACGAGACUACUGACCCUUUUCCUGUGGUGACUGGUGUCAAACAAGGAUGCCGCAGGUCAGGCUUCUUGUUCCUCCUAGUGAUAGACUGGGUGAUGCAACAGACUGUCAGAAAAAAGAGAACAGGAAUUAGAUAG
This is a messenger RNA of Saccostrea cuccullata (small rock oyster), 702 nucleotides long. RefSeq lists its product as uncharacterized. NCBI's taxonomy places the organism in Eukaryota, Metazoa, Mollusca, Bivalvia, Ostreida, Ostreidae. The transcript is spliced from 2 exons. The record is from RefSeq and is a predicted model, not a curated record. The coding region runs from base 1 to 702 and encodes 233 amino acids.